This is a messenger RNA of Populus nigra (black poplar), 2360 nucleotides long. RefSeq lists its product as uncharacterized. NCBI's taxonomy places the organism in Eukaryota, Viridiplantae, Streptophyta, Magnoliopsida, Malpighiales, Salicaceae. Gene Ontology annotation, biological process: regulation of DNA-templated transcription. Gene Ontology annotation, cellular component: nucleus. The record is from RefSeq and is a predicted model, not a curated record. The transcript has 5 exons. Bases 220 to 2019 code for a protein of 599 amino acids.
UAUUAUGUCAGAAGAACCCUUGAAAACAGAGUGUAAACAGGGGAGAUUUUGUGACCUGUAAAGGGUAUUGGUGUCAUUUAAAAAUCCCAAAUUCCAACUUUCCUAACUCCAUCCUCCAUUUCAAAAUCCAAAACGAGAAACAUUACCGUUGAGAAACCACACACACAGAGGCCAAAAUCAGAGAGAGAGAGAGAGAGAGUGAACCGAGAAAGCUCAAAAAUGUCAACUUUGAGAAAGAGAAGGCCACGAGAUCACCAAGAGCCCAACAAAAACACAAGGCCAAAUGAAGAAAUCAACAACAAUGAGCUCCACGAAACCCCAAAGAUUUCUGUCUACGAACAAACGAGAGAAGAAAGAAUCAAAGAAAACCUUGAAAGAAUGCAAAAACUUGGUCUCAUGGACCUUUCUCUCAAGCUCAAGGCUUGCACUGCUCCUUCUAAAAGAACUCCAAGGACAAGCCCUUCCUCGACGAAACACCCCACACCCUUUCUGCCACGAGGGCCUCUUCGCCGUUCCUCUAGGUUGCAAAAUUCAACUCCAGUUAGUUACUCAGAAGUGGCAUUGACUAAGAAAGAUGGAUUGUUAGAGGAUGAGAAUAUAAUGGAAGAGGUGGGAUCAAAGCCUGAGAUAUACACGGAAGAGCAUGAGAAGCUGUUAGGAAACACCGAGAGGAGCUGGACGCUUUUUGUGGAUGGGUGUGGGAAGGAUGGAAAGAGAAUUUAUGAUCCGAUAAAUGGAAAGACUUGCCACCAAUGCAGGCAGAAAACUCUUGGUUAUCGUACUCACUGCUGCGAAUGCAAGAUGGUCCAGGGACAGUUCUGUGGAGAUUGUUUGUACAUGAGAUAUGGGGAGCAUGUACUUGAAUCCUUGGAAAAUCCGAAUUGGUUAUGCCCUGUAUGUCGUGGAAUUUGCAACUGCAGUUUGUGCCGACAAGCAAAAGGGUGGCCUCCCACUGGCACUCUUUAUAGGAAGAUAUCAAGUUUGGGCUACAAGUCCGUUGCACACUAUCUCAUCCAAACCAAGCGCCUACAAAACACUGCCAAUGAAGUUUCUGCAAAAAGGUCACUUCCCUUUUCCAACAUGGAAGUGGUGUCCAAAGAAUCUCCACAGUUCAUUCAUAAAACAGCUGAGCAAUUAGAGCAUCAAUCUGAAGACAAAAUACUUGAUGAGUUAAAGAGCAAGACAGAGAACAAAAUAUCAAGCAGCAGAAAUCUGGCUAAUGAUGGUCAGACAAAAAGGGCAUUGACUUUUUCAAGCAGUGAAGUGAAGUCUGAGAAUGUGGAAUAUGCAAAGGUCAACCAUGAGGUUCAUGACAACCUUGGUUUAUCGAAGCCUCAAUGUGAGGAAAUGAAUAACGAGUUUGAAAAAGAGAAGCACGUGCAAAGCAAUGGAAAUCGUGCUACAGCUUGUCAGACAGACAAGUCAUUGACAUUUUCUGGAAGUGAAGCAAGGUCCAAGAAAGUUGAAUCUGCUGGCACCCAUGAGAUUCUUGACGAUCUUGCAUUAUCAAUGCUUAAAUUUGAAGACAUGUAUGAAAAUGAAUUUAAAAGUGAGGAAGAGAAGAAAGAAACACACAUCUGCCAUGAGAUUCAUGAUGAUCUUGCAUUAUCAAUGCCAAAAUUUGAAGGCAAUAUUCCAUCUGAAAGUUGCCUGAAACAUAAAAGGAAACACGCAUCUGCCAUCAACCCAAGUCCAGAUAGUAUUGCUGCAAGAUUAAGGCAGAGACGUUGGAAAAGUAAUGGCAAAGAUGAUGCAGGGUUCAUGGGGGUGGAUGAGAAAGCCUCUAAUGUUAAACCAGCUGUAAAUGUCAUGUCGUCAAGCCAAAACAUGGAGGAAGAAAAUGAAAUGCAUGUUGAGGAUGAUAAACGUGUUGUAUUGGAGAGCAGUCAGCUCAAGAAGCGUACUCAUGCUGAACCAAACCCAGAUAGUAUUGGCGCAAGAUUGAGACAGAGGCAUAGGAUGGGCAAAAGCCAUGAAAACAACGAGUUGCCGGGGACAAGAUUGAGAAGUAGAGGUUAGAAUGAAACUUACCGAAUAUUAAAAACCCUAGGAAAGACAUAGUCUGAAGAUGUUGAUGCCCUGGAAAUCAACAGCAUGAAGAUCAGGGGCUUUUUCCAUUUUUCUCAGCAACAGCAGGAAUGGAGCUUAGGAUUUUUUGAUAAUGCAGCAGUCUUAAAGCUGCUAGAAACUAUGGUUUGCUGGAUUUAGUGCAGUUUGUAACAUCAUAUUGGCUUUUGCCAAGAUCCUGGUCCUUUUGGAUUGGAUAAACUUAUCUGUUGAAAUUUGGGAUUCAAAGUUUAUUGGAGCAAUCUAACCGAUUAAGUUUGAUGCUAAUGCAAAAUAGCAUCCCCUUGGGCCAA